AUGCCCCGGCAUCGGUUGCCCUCUGCGGUGCUGCUGCUGCUCUGCGUGCUGAUAUGCGGCAGCAGCGGGGCUGCACACACCCAUCUCGUGGGGCGCCAGUGGGCAAUCUCCUCCCCUGGAAGCAAUAAUUUGCAGCCGUCGUCAGUGUCGCCUUCGGACUUCCCAAUACCAACAGUUGAAUACAUGUUCCGCGGCCCCCAUCUUGUGGACUUGGACGGGGUGCUGCUGGCUCUUUUUGGAGCUCUCUUCGAUGCACCUGUGCGAGGCGGAGAGGCGUCUGCACGGCUGGCGGCACGAAUCAGCACGGACAAUGGGGUAACGUGGAGCCCAUAUCUUUCGCCACCUGCUUCUGGUGUUUUCCCCGUCUCGCAUUACUACCCCUUCACAACGGAGCUUCCCAGGAACAUCAACCCGUUUUGCGUUUUUGUGGAGGGCUAUGAAAUGAGACGCCAGCCAGGGAUUCCGAGGCACCAGGGGGGGUAUGCACAUUAUUGGGAGUCCAGCAUUCAUUUUCUGGGGGCAUCUGUCUGGCAGGGAGGAGAUUUGUUGGUGGAUACUGCCUCAGUGCGGGUCCCUCUUCUUGAGCCUCGAAGCUCCAACGACUUGGUCGGUUUCCUCCACAAUUUCAGUGCCCCCAUCACGAGGAUGAGGGAUGGGGCGCUUGUGUUCCCCGUCCAGCUACUGACAUGGGGAGGGGCGGCCGUGUCCACCGUUAUGUACUUCAGCGACCAGGAGAAGAAUUGGCGGCUGGCGAGGAGCGGGACCCAUGCGGGCUGCACCAGUACCGGCCUCCUUGAGUGGGAGGAGGGGAAGCUCCUCAUGAUGACCUCGUGUUUGGACGGGCGUCGCAAGGUGUACGAGACGAGCGACAAGGGGGAUACGUGGGCGGAGGCGCUCGGGACACUCUCGCGCGUGUGGGGCAACUCAUUGGACGCGCACUGUAAUCGACUUCCAGGGUGGCUUCAUCACUGCGACGAUUGA
This is a messenger RNA of Trypanosoma conorhini, 981 nucleotides long. RefSeq names its product trans-sialidase. Bases 1 to 981 code for a protein of 326 amino acids. The transcript has a single exon. The record is from RefSeq and is a predicted model, not a curated record. NCBI's taxonomy places the organism in Eukaryota, Euglenozoa, Kinetoplastea, Trypanosomatida, Trypanosomatidae.